Molecule: messenger RNA, 1863 nt
Organism: Necator americanus (New World hookworm)
Lineage: Eukaryota; Metazoa; Nematoda; Chromadorea; Rhabditida; Ancylostomatidae
Exons: 17
Coding region: 1-1863 (620 amino acids)
Biological process (GO): sodium ion import across plasma membrane; proton transmembrane transport; regulation of intracellular pH
Cellular component (GO): plasma membrane; recycling endosome
Molecular function (GO): sodium:proton antiporter activity; potassium:proton antiporter activity
Source: RefSeq, a predicted model, not a curated record
AUGAGCACGACCAAUUUCUUCCGCUUGAUAGUGAUGAUGAUGUUCAUGGUUAUGACAGUGAUGGCGAAGAAGGACAUGACUCAUCUGGAAAUGGCAGCCCAACGUAGGGCCGAAAAUAUCCAUCGUUUGGACUCGAUUAUAUUGCUGACUUAUAUUUCUGUGCUCGUGGUGAUUGUUCUCACAUCAUGGUUGUUCAAACAUUAUCGUUUCAUGUUUGUGCAUGAAACAGGUCUUACGCUUUUCUAUGGAUUGCUGAUCGGUUUUGUUAUUCGCUACUUCGACAUUGGCUUACUGCAGUCUCAAACGUUAGAUGUUAUUCUUAAAGAUCGCAGGAUGGUAGAUGAACCACCGGACUACUUGAGGCUAGAGGUGAAACCAGAAGGAGCACCGCGGGUAUCAUUCCAUUAUGAGUUGAUGGAAGGUUUCUAUGCCGAUAAAAAGAAGCACAAUGAACAAAAGAUUGAGCAAAAAAGUGCUUUUUCGCCUGAGAUUUUCUUCAACAUCAUGCUUCCACCAAUUAUCUUCAAUGCUGGUUACAGUCUUAAAAAGCGACAUUUCUUCCGGAAUAUUGGGAGCAUAUUGGUUUUCGUCUUUAUUGGAACUACUGUGUCUUGUUUUGUAACUGGAGCGAUGAUGUAUGUUUUCACUAAAAUAUUUGGAAUGGGGUUCUCUUUUCAAGAGCUGUUAUUUUUUGGUGCUGUUAUAUCAGCCACUGAUCCAGUCACGGUAAUUUCGAUAUUUGCUGAAAUGAAUGUUGAAGCAGAUUUAUUCGCUCUUGUAUUUGGUGAGAGUGCGCUCAAUGAUGCUGUUGCUAUUGUCCUUUCCAGCACUAUUGAUAAUUUUUCUGCUGCAGACGAAGUCGGAUCACAUGAGAUUGCAUUUGCAUUAGGAAAAUUUGCGUACAUCUUCUUCGGUUCGCUUUUAUUGGGAUCAAUGCUUGGGUGUGGAAAUGCUCUCAUUACAAAAAUGACUGCAAUUGCUGAACAUCCACUGCUGGAGAGUAGCUUAUUUAUCCUUGUUUCCUACAUCUCAUUCCUCUUAGGAGAAGUUGUAGGGCUUACCGGAAUCGUUUCCGUUUUGUUUUGUGGAAUCUCGCAAGCUCACUACACAUAUAACAAUCUUUCGGAGGAAUCUCAGCACACAACUAAGCAGUUCUUCCAGAUGAUUUCGUUCGUCCUCGAAAGCUUUAUUUUCUGCUACAUUGGUGUUAGUGUUUUCGUGGCAAACAAUCAAAAAUGGAACAUAGGAUUCCUUAUUUUUGCUUUGAUUUCAAUCACAGCAGCUCGUGCAAUGUUUGUAUAUCCAUUGAGUUUUCUCUUGAAUCUUCGUCGCCGUCCUCGUCUUCCGCUAUCUUACCAACACAUGCUGGUGUUCGCUGGCCUUCGUGGUGCUAUGGCUUUCGCACUUGCUGAUCGAAACACUGCUACCGACAACCGUCAGAUAAUUUGCUCUACUACUGCUGCUAUUGUUAUGGUUACUGUUUUCUUCAAUGGAGGGAUGACGUCUUGGAUGAUAGAUCAUCUCGGAAUCAAACACGGUUACGCGAAUGAGCGUUCACGUGGAGAUACUGACGCUUCCUUGCCGGCGGGGGAGGCGGACGAUUUGCGUUUUGCCGGCACGCCUCUUACUCCGAGUGGUUCGAAUCCUUGGGAUAAAGCGUUUUUGCCGCGCAAGUGGUACAAUUUUGAUGCAAACUUUAUGAAGCCAUUGUUGACACACGCAACGCCAUCUCUGGAGCAGACCCUGCCUCCGAUUUGCCUACCAUUCGCUCGUAUGUUUACGUCGUCGAAGCAAGCGACUGCAACUAAUAACCUUUCGAACGACUCCAGCCCCUCUACCUCCGUCAAUGUUGCUGAAGGAUGA